Molecule: messenger RNA, 3129 nt
Organism: Ilyonectria robusta
Lineage: Eukaryota; Fungi; Ascomycota; Sordariomycetes; Hypocreales; Nectriaceae
Product: Fusaric acid resistance protein-like-domain-containing protein
Exons: 4
Coding region: 1-3129 (1042 amino acids)
Source: RefSeq, a predicted model, not a curated record
AUGAGCCCCAUCGCGAGCUCUUCCACCGCCGCCUGGCCACCCAAGCGGCCAUCGCAGCGAACGAAAUUAAGGAACGGAACCUUUAUCGUCCCCAGAACCGGCGAACGAUCGAGACAGGAGUUUUCCUUGCGCACUUCAACCAACCUCAAUACCAAUUCAUCCUCCCGCUACGAAUCCCUCGAGUUCGCCGAUACGAUCCAAGAACGCCUAAAGAUCAUCGCGCAUAACAUCAAGAUUGCCGCCAUCGCAGCUUGGGCAUGGCUGCAGACCGACGAAGGCCAUGGCGUCCUCAAGUGCACCCUCGCCUAUGUCUUGGGUAGCAUGGGCACUUUCUUCCCACCGCUGUCGAAUUUCCUGGGCAACAGAGAUGGAAAACACGUCACGGCGACCUUGACUGUUUACUUCCACCCCGCUCGGACGGUCGGCUCAAUGCUUGAGGCCGUUCUCAUUGCCAUUGUCGCCGUGAUAUAUGCUGAGGUGGUUUCGCUCCUCUCCAUGGGGAUUGCCAUUCUAUUUCGAGCCCAACUCGGCAUCACAGCGGCUGCCCAUGCCCUCGUACUGAUCGUUUGCAUUGGCGCAGGGCUCGGUUUCGUGGGUUGGGUUAAACAGAAGCUCAACAACCCCUUGGUCAACGUGGGUACGACGUUGUGCUCGAUUGCCAUAAUCUCCGUCAUCACCAAAGAGGAAUCUGUCCAAGGCGGAUACUUCUCCGCUGACAAGAUUGUUCAAAUGGUCAAGAUGCUUGGUAUUGGAAUUACCUUCACUGUUGCCGUCAAUGUGCUCGUCUGGCGGAUAUCAGCAAGACAUGUGCUGCGAAAAUCCAUCAUGACGGCAGCAACAUCCUUAGGCGACAAGUUGUCGUCCAUCACGAAAGGUUUCCUCUCUGGAGCUGAGGACGAACUCUGGUCCUCCGAAUACUCGCGCGUAUCAUCGCGGUACAACGGCGCAUACGCCACAAUGAGCAGAGUUCUACGAGAGGCAAAAUUCGAGCAUUACUUUUUUGGUCGAGAAUCGACAUAUCGACUUGAUAGGCGCCUUGUCAGAUCUAUAGAAGGACUCUCUCAAGCUGUUGGUGGUUUGCGAAGUUCCCUCGAGACCCAGUUCGCCCUGCUGAGGGAGGUCCCACAUUUUGGGGACCAUGUAGGAACCCUCUCAUCUUCUUCCUCAAUGAUUUCUCCUACUUUCACCCGCGGAACCGUUUCUUUCUUCGAUGACUCCUCAGACAGGCUGGCUGUGAUCGAGGAGUCCGGCGAGAGCGAGGAAGAACGUCGGAUGAAAGCCAAUAAGUCCGAUUCUGCUUUGGAUAGGGGUCCUGUUUUCCAGGCGCCAUCGGACAUCUUUGCCGUUUUCAUUGAACUUUUGGGACCAUCUAUCAAGUCUCUUGUUCAUACCUUGUCAGAGAUCCUCCGAGAGCCUGCAUUCGGUAAGGAUCCUAAUGCAGAUAUUACCGUCAAUGAGCAAUUGCGAGAGAGCCUUCGGGAUGCACUCAAUCUCUACAACAGUGCUAGAGCCGACUCUUUGCAGGAGCUGUACCGCAUCAUCGAACUGGGAUGGGCAAGAUCCGAGAAGAUUCAAGCUGAUAUCGAAGAGGUAGCGGCUGCUUGCGGGCACUUCUCGUUCAGCUUACAGGCCGUCGCUGAAGAGACAGACGCCUACCUGGAUGUCCUGGAGGAUUUGAAAUAUACCACAGAGACCAGUUCAAGAUCUUGGUGCUGGCUUAAGUUCUGGCAGUAUCUACCGUCUAGAGGAGCCAAAAACUACCCCCUGGAUGACCCAGAAACCGAGAGCCUGAUUCCGAAGCCACCUGUGCCAAGGCUUCGCAAAUCACAAGUACCCAAGGGCAUUCCCGAUACAAUGGUCAAGCGGAGGGACACGUUCAGCUGGGACGCAGCGCCGCAAGCUAGCAAAUUCAAGCGAGCAUUUUCCCAAAAGUUGCUCAACGCUUCGCGAUUUGUGGUUCGAGAGGACAUUCUGUUCGGUAUCAAGGUUGGAAUUGGCGCUCUUCUCUGGGCAAUGCUCGCCUUUAUCCCCUCCACAAGGCCCAUUUAUCAGACAUGGAGAGGCGAGUGGGGUCUCCUUUCCUUCAUGAUUGUCGCCGGUAUGACAACCGGCGCUGCGAACACUACAGGGACAGCCAGAUUCAAGGGAACGCUUGUCGGUGCUGCCUGUGCCAUCACGGCGUGGACUGUCAGCCAGGGAAAUGCGAUUGCUCUCAUAUUUUUGGGCGGUCUCGUCGCUUUCUGCAACUUCUACUGGAUCCUGGCUAUAAAAAAUGCGCCCCUUGGAAGGAUUGCCCAACUGUCGUAUAAUGUGAGCACUCUGUAUGCCUACAGCUUAUCGCAGUCAGUUGACGACGAUGACGAUGAUGAAGGUGGUUCGAAUCCUUUGAUCUUCGAUAUUGCCUUCCAUCGAGUUGUGGCAGUGACGCUUGGCUCUUGUGGCCCAUCUCAGGCCGGCGGAAGUUCCGAGAAGGUCUUUCCGUCCUCUAUUUGCAAAUGGGUCUUAUUUGGAAGCGAGGGCCUCUUACAGUCUCCCUCCAGAGCAACAAUACGGUGGAUUACAUGCGAGAAGGCGAGCAAGCUGCCCUGCAGCGCUAUGGUAACCUUCAAGCUCGACUCUCUACGAACCUCGGCAAAUUCCGAAUUCGAGCUUAGGGGCCCCUUUCCGGAUGCUUCCUACGCCCGUAUUAUGCGCUCUACUAAGCAUAUCCUCGACGGCUUCUACGCCAUGCGUCUGAUCACACAAAAACGCAGCACGCUUUCUGAGGGCGAGCGAGCUUUGCUUGAGUUCACAUCCAUCGAGAGGAAGCGCCUCUGCGAGCGCAUUAGCCACGUUUUCCAAGUCCUGGCCUCGUGUAUCAUGCUCGAAUACCCCCUGACUGACGCCAUCCCAACCGUCGAAAACAACAAGGAUCGCCUCCUGGGCAAGAUCUACCAGUUCCGCAAGGACCACAUGGGAGCGGAGCUCCAUGGAAUUGGCCCCGUCGUUGUGGUUGAGGAGAAGGAUUAUGCACUGCUGUACGCGUACACGCUUGUGACGCUCCAGGUUGCGGCGGAGUUGAACAAGGUGCGGAAUGAGAUUGAGGGAUUGUUUGGUGUUCUACACGAAGAGUCUCUGUUGUUACAAUAA